GUGGAAAUUUCUGUCGCUACUCGUCGUUUCCGGCUGGCGCCACAUGUUGUGGGGGUGGUUCGUUGGCGCAGGUCUGGCAUUUUCCCUGACUAUGCUGGAUAUAUUGCCAUUGACAUACCCUACACAGUUCACGAGACUCGGAUAUCCUGAAAUCGUUCCCAUGGGCUUUUGGACUACGAUUGGUGGCCUUGUUUCAGCAGUGGGCGGUUUGAUGGCGUAUCCACACCUGCCCACCUGCCGACCGGACAUGUCGUUUAUCGACUCAGCUUGUAUACAUCAAACGGAUCCAAUCCUUAUGAGGCAAGGCAUUCAGAACAUCGGAGGCUUCCUUCAAGCCGCCAGGGAAUUACGUGUCCUAUGGAGCGAACCAUACCUUUCAAG
Messenger RNA from Symbiodinium pilosum, 381 nucleotides. The record is from the annotation of a GenBank genome assembly. NCBI's taxonomy places the organism in Eukaryota, Dinophyceae, Suessiales, Symbiodiniaceae.